CUCGUCCAGAGUCCAUAGCCACCCUCAAUGCCUCUGCCACACGACCUGUGUGCUCACAUCCAAAACGCAUUCCGCGCCCGGCACCAAAAAAUAUCCGUGCACCACAAUACCCAAAAUCUGGGCAUCCUCAACAUCCUCCUCCGCUCCGGCUUCAUUUCAUCCCUCACACGCGGAACCAUCGCCGCUCCCUCCCCAGCAGACUUUACAAAAGCCAGCGAGUCCCAGCGCCGGAUAUGGGCCGACCUAAAAUACCGGGACGACGAGCCCGUUCUGAGCAACAUGGAGCUCGUCAGCAAACCCAGCAAGAGGAUAUUCAUGGACUUGACAGAGAUUAGGCUUAUUUGCUCGGGAAGGAGGGCGCAGACUAUUAAGCCUCUUGGUAUGGGUGAAGUUGCGGUGGUAAGGACUAAGGACCAGGAGAAUGAGUGGUUGGAGGCGAGGGAGGCGUUGAGCUUGAAGAUACCUGGCGAGGUGAUUUGCAGAGCACGGUAGCUGUUACAUGGGGUCUUUACUACUAAUAUAUACAACUAUUGCAAUGCCCAAACUGUUAGCUGUAGACAUUCUGUAACGACAUGCAAAAUAGGAUGGCGUUGUCCCACAGAAGCGGGUAU
Messenger RNA from Laccaria bicolor S238N-H82, 611 nucleotides. Its product is annotated as mitochondrial 37S ribosomal protein MRPS8. The transcript has 2 exons. Gene Ontology annotation, cellular component: ribosome. Bases 28 to 492 code for a protein of 154 amino acids. Gene Ontology annotation, biological process: translation. NCBI's taxonomy places the organism in Eukaryota, Fungi, Basidiomycota, Agaricomycetes, Agaricales, Hydnangiaceae. The record is from RefSeq and is a predicted model, not a curated record. Gene Ontology annotation, molecular function: structural constituent of ribosome.